This is a messenger RNA of Mya arenaria, 576 nucleotides long. RefSeq lists its product as uncharacterized. NCBI's taxonomy places the organism in Eukaryota, Metazoa, Mollusca, Bivalvia, Myida, Myidae. The coding region runs from base 1 to 576 and encodes 191 amino acids. The record is from RefSeq and is a predicted model, not a curated record. The transcript is spliced from 2 exons.
AUGGGGACUAGCAGCAGCAGAAAGAAGAAGCACAAUGUCAAUACAGGGCAAAAGAAGCGUUUCGUUGGUGGCAGUGGAGCCCUAAAAGGAAGAGGCGUUGGAUACGGGACCGGCCAUUAUGGCGGAGGUUACCGCAGCGAAGACGGCGGAGGAUACAGCGGCGGUGGCGGCGGAAGUAACAGCGGCGGUAGUGGCGGAGGUAACAGCGGCGGUGGCGGCGGUGGCGGCGAUGGCGGCGAUGGCGGCUGUGGCGGCGGCGGCGGAGGUAACAGCGGCGGUAGUGGUGGAAUUAACAGCGGCAGUAGUGGCGGAGGUUACAGCAGCGGAAGUGGCGGAGGUUACAGCGGCGGUAGUGGCGGAGGUUACAGUGGCGGUAGUGGCGGAGGUUACAGCGGCGGUAGUGGCAAAGGUUACAGCGGCGGUUGCGGCGAAGGUUACAGCGGCGGUGGCAGCGGAGGUAACAGCGGCGGUGGAGGCGGGGGUGGUGGUUGUGUUAUUGGUGGCGGUGGAGGUGGCUGUGGAGGUGGUGGUGGUGGAGGUUGUAGCGGUGGAGGCGGCGGGUGUGGAGGUUAUUGA